CGUAUACGAGUUUUACUUUUUCAAACGCGGCGUUAUUAUUUUGCGAUCGAGGUACGUGUGAUAAUCCAAAUAAAUUCUACAGAUCGAUGUAAUGCAAGUUUUAAAAGCCUCUCGCCGGCUAAAAAAACGUUUAAUUUACGGAAAGUCCUCCGUCGAACUUUUUUUUACGGUCGAUAAAAGUGCGAGCGAGCAAGGAAUUCGCUCCGGUGGUCCGAGCGAUUGGCUGCAGGCGAAAUGACCGAAUGCGUUCGAUAAAUCAGGGAAACCGCCAGGCGGAAAAGUCAGUUGUGUGCAGGCGCGAGUUGUGCGACGCGGUUUUGUGGGCCCAUUUCGCUUAUUAUACCGUCGCGGUUGGCUUUUUUCUCCGCCGAAGCACCUAAGACAGAGUCGUAAACGUGUGUGUGUGUGUGUAACGAAAAAAAAAAAAAAAUUCAUGUGUACACGUCUACGUAAAACGGUUGUAAUUUAUUACGCUUCUGGCGAUAAACGAAAUCGAAGGAGUCGCGCGCGAAGUUGUUACGACGACAAAUAAGAGCAAUAUUAAUUCGUCGGUCCGGGGAACAAAGUUUGCGGACGUGCGCGCGGGCCGCAAAAAAAAUAAUCGCCGAGAUAAUAACGACGUGGAAGUCUGGGCUCGCCUCUGGGAUAUUAUUUUUCGACGCUUUUUCGGUCCUUAUUUCCUCUCGCCCGCUGACUUCUGUUUCUCUCGUCGCCCGUCAUAAUCCGACAUUCGAGUUUUCUUGCCCCAGAGCCGAUGCAAAAUACGCAAAAAGGAAGGGAUAAAAACACACUCGACUGACGUCGUUUCGCUGUUCGUACACUUGUACAGAUACCAAAAAUCUUUCACUUCGUUGCGUAACUUAAAAUUAUCAUCAUCAGCUCUCAAAAGGAGUGCGAAAAAAGAGCAUCGCAAACGUCCCCUCGCUUCAUAACCUCAAACAAAUCAACUCACUGCCUUCCAUUGUCACGAGAAAAAAAUCGACCCAAGCACACACACAUACAUACACACACACAAGGGCCCUUUUCUCUGCCGAAAAAAAAACAUGUCGGCAGCACUCGAUCGGCCGAACUAACGCCCGUCGCUCGCGUGAAUUCUUUCUCUCUCUCUCGUCGCUCCGGAGAGAGAAAAGAAAGAUCCAACGAGGCUCGCGCGCGCAAAGAAGAGGAACACACAAAGAGGACGAGAUCCGAAAGGAGAAAAAAAGCCGAGAGAGAAGUCGCACUUCCGCGCGCCACGUCCAAGUGAGAGAGACCGCUGGAGAGGAGGAGGGCGAGCUCUCGAGGAUGGCCUCGAUUGCCAGGUUAAAUCAGCACGUCGCCGCCUUGCUCGGCUCGACCUCAGGGCUGGCAGUGGGCGCGAGUCUCGGCUGGAAUUCCCUGGCGAGUCAAGCCCUCCGUUCGGCCGUAGGUUGGGAAGCCAUCGAGGCGGACUACGUCUGUGCGGCACUGCCGGCGGCUGCCGGUCUCGGAGCAUUAUGUCUUCCCGGACUCAUGUGGAUGUCGCCGAGUCUGAGCAGCAGUCAAGCUAUCGCCUACGUCGCGGUACCUCCUCUCGCUGCCGGCUGGAUCGUCGUCUAUCUCGCCAACUAUUCGUAUCCCAUGCUACUGCUGGGCAGAACCUUAACCGGCCUAGGCGUUGGCGUCUUCACUAUCAUGGUCCCCCUUUACACUUCGGAGAUCUCCAGCCGUCGAUACCGCUACUCGAGUCUCGUCUACUUCCACGUGAUGCUCAGCUUGGGGAUAGUCUGCUCCUACGCCUCGUCCGUUAAAGUGUCCAGCUUGGACUUUGACCUGGUGCCCUUACAGCUGCACAGCGUCCUCUGUAUGCUGCCCAGUCUACUAGCUGUGUUCUGCUGUUACAUCCCGGAGAGUCAUCUGCAGAGGAUCAACGCCGACGACUCGGAGGCUCUGCGACGAUUGGUAGAGAGGGAACACGGCGAUGUCGCCGACGACGCCGAGAUGGAUAGGGAAAUCGAGAAGACGAGGAAGCUCGCGAAAGCUCUGCAGAAGCCGCAGAACCGGCUGAAACUGCUGAGGGACGAGAGAUUCUGGCGAGUCUUCGCGGUCGUUACGUGCGUGACGCUCUGCCAGCAUCUGAGCGGCUCGUAUCCGGUCACCUUCAACGCCCUGACGCUCAUCGACUUCACGGGCUCGAGCCAACUGACGUCCGCCUGGCUGAGCCUCGUCUGCGCCACUAGCCAACUCCUCGGCACGAUCCUUGCUCUGACUCUCGUCAGUCGACUUGGACGUCGGGCUUUGCUGACCAGCUCCGCUGCGCUCAUGGGUCUCGCUCUAAUUUUAUUGGGCUGGUUUAUCAUGGCACGAGAAACUGAUCCCGACUUGAACAACAAGUACAGCUGGAUGCCUCCCACCUGGAUCGGCCUGUACUUUGGCUCCUAUGGCCUCGGUCUGGCUCCUCUAUCCUCGGCUCUGUUAGCUGAUGCCUUUCCCAUGGAGCUGCGCGUGCCAGCCGCUUCUGCCAUUGCCGGACUGGGCUGGUUCUUGUGCCUGGCUCUGAACUUGCAGCUGAGCACGCUGCUGAUGGACUUGGGCUUGUCCGGGACUCUCUGGCUCUUCGCCGGAUUCUGCUGGCUCGGAGCGAGCAUCGCCGGAAUCGCCGUUCGAGAGUCCGCUGGGAAGACUCUCGCCGACUUACAAGAGGAGUUUCGGAUUAGUUGAUGCUGUUUUCCCAGCAGCGCUGCGCCGGGUUAUGGCUGAUUAACCGAAAAUCGAGAGCUGCUCCUCGUGAGCCGAGAGUUCUGUAACUGCGCUCUAUAUACUCUGGCUUAUGAAUAAUUUUGAUCCGAUUGGAAACUCUUGUUUGCCCGCGCUCGUUUUCGAGGCUGCCUGAGAACUCUGUACAUGUAUAUAUAGAUCUCCGUGCCGUUUAAGCCGGAGGAUGCUUAUUUAUCGGCCCUUUGUUCUCCAAAAUUGCGCGAUGAAUCGUGAGAUAAUCCUCUGGAUUGUGUAAUAAAUGUUUGGAAUUUUU
This is a messenger RNA of Nasonia vitripennis (jewel wasp), 2989 nucleotides long. RefSeq names its product facilitated trehalose transporter Tret1-2 homolog. The record is from RefSeq and is a predicted model, not a curated record. NCBI's taxonomy places the organism in Eukaryota, Metazoa, Arthropoda, Insecta, Hymenoptera, Pteromalidae. Gene Ontology annotation, biological process: transmembrane transport. Bases 1285 to 2679 code for a protein of 464 amino acids. Gene Ontology annotation, cellular component: membrane. The transcript is spliced from 6 exons. Gene Ontology annotation, molecular function: transmembrane transporter activity.